AAGAAGGAUAGAGAGAGAGAGAGAGAGAGAAUGGAAGAGAGUUGGACAGAGUGCUGCUGAGAGGAGGGCAGUGCAUCAUGUUGCUGUGAUGUGAGCAGGGACGCAGGAAGGAGGAGAGGGACCAAAACAAGAGAAGCAGAGAGGGAAUAAACUGAGGACGGAGCUGGACUACAUACCUAGUCUGAGGUAGCCAGAUUAGCAGUGACUCAGAGCUUUUGGAAUAUUAACCACCAGAGAAUAUGGCUUUGCACCACUGUUUGCCUGCAUAGUGCAUAUUCAUGUGAGUUUAUGAGUGCCACCGAGGGACUGAAGGGAGAAGGAAUUCAACCUUAUUAUAAGAGAGUCUCUCAGUGCCUCCCCUCCUCAAAGACUUGAAGCAGAGGAGCACAGAGGGGGACAAGGUGGUAAGGGGGCUAGGGGGAACCCCACUGCACCAAGAACACCUAGGACAAAGUGAGUGGAACCACAGCUAGACCCAGGGCUUGACAAACGCUAACAAUGAUGUAAUGGUGAAGGUGGACACCAGCUCUCCAGGGUUUUCAGGCCUCUGAGCCAGUUGCCCAGGUGAUGGGGAGACGGGCGGCUGACCUGACCACUGCCGUGCCAGUACUAGGAGUUCCCGCCCUGGUGGGGGUACGUGAUUGGAGGACAGUAGGAGGGGAAAGGGCCGGGGAAGUGCUGCCCCUGACAUGGGGUCCCCAGUGCAGCAUCGGAGUGCAGACUUCGCCUGGUGUAAGAGCCCCUCCCAUCCUGCAGGGCACGCAACUAAUUGGCACAUUCCCUGUCCAAUCAGACAGCAGGAUUACUCCCAAAUCCAAUGGCUACAUCCCCAAGGAGCCAAAGGAAGAGGAAGGAAUCAGACAGACUAAGAGUGUCAGAGAAAGAGUGGUUAUUGCAAAACAGAGGAGUUUAGAUUCCAAGAUCAAACAGGGUGUGACUUUUGAAGGGAUUUCCAGUAAGCUCACAAAGAAUGUGUUCUUCAACCAACGGAAAAGUGUGACUUAUUGCUAUGCCCGGGCAAUCAAGACUAACCCACACUUAUCAGGGGGCAUGGGGAAUAGCAAGCUCAAAGGGAGGCGGGACAUGCGCUACACCAAUGGCAGUGUAGUUGACUCUGAGGCUAUAGGAGGGAUUUGUAUUGACGGCAGUGAUGAGGCGGAGCCUGUCUCAACCAUGUCCUCUAGAGAAGGGGACCAAUCAAAACCUAAAGAGCAUUCUGUGGCAUAUUCAUAUUGUGGGAAUACAAAACGACCACGAGCUCCCCCACCUCUCCAAAUGCCCCAGCGGAUCUGCAGCCACUGUGGAGGGAGACAGACUGUGGUCCCAGGAGCUGGAGCUGCCAGUCUGGGAGAUAAGAGCCCUUCCUAUGCAUGCCCUGAAGGAACAGCAGCCAUGAAAGCACCUCCUUCACUCACAGACAGAAACAACCUUCCCCUUUCACAUACUGAGAAAGAGAGAGACUCUGCGUUCUCUCCUCUGAGGCUUGCAGACAGGGAUCGGAUACAAAGCCAGUGGACACACACAGACUCUCUACCCCCCCACCCCCACUGUAAUCCCCCUAUUCAGAACAACAAAGACAGGAAACCCAAUCUGCCUGAAAGCCCAGCGCCUGCAUGGCAGAACAGAGAUCUGAAACAGACUAAUGGUUAUGCCUCCCAUCCCACAUACCCCCUGCAUACCUCUAUCCGAGACCCAGUAGAAACCGCAGACACACCUUCACAAAAACACUCAGACAAGGCAGCCAGCCUCACAAGCAUCUUACACACAGCGACGGCGACAGUCACCAAGGCGACUAUUGAACCCAGGCGUACAGAUGCCAACUUCCUUGAGACCCCAUCUCACUUGAGUAAGAUUCCUCGACCAACACCGCUCACACUUUCUCCCCAAAUCGCCGUGGCCACAAGGCCAAACACGCCACGCACACACCGUAAGCAUCCGAAGACACUCACACAUCCAAACACACAACCCAAACCCUCAAUCACAUCUAGUCACCCUUACCCUGUAAACCCACCACACAGAACCUCUCCUCCAAACCAUGUAAACCCACCACACAGAACCUCUCCUCCAAACCAUGUAAACCCACCACACAGAACCUCUCCUCCAAACCCUGUAAACCCACCACACAGAACCUCUCCUCCAAACCAUGUAAACCCACCACACAGAACCUCUCCUCCAAACCCUGUAAACCCACCACACAGAACCUCUCCUCCAAACCAUGUAAACCCACCACACAGAACCUCUCCUCCAAACCCUGUAAACCCACCACACAGAACCUCUCCUCCAAACCCUGUAAACCCACCACACAGAACCUCUCCUCCAAACCAUAUAAACCCACCACACAGAACCUCUCCUCCAAACCAUAUAAACCCAUCCUGGGUUAUUACAUCCCCUAAGCCUGAAAACACUCCGCACACAACAACUCUUUCUUUCACUGCUACGACAUUACAUAGAAGCGAACCCCCUUAUCCCACUAAACCCCCUAAGUCUCCAAAGGCACUCACAGCUGCACCACCUACCCCUGUAUGCACACCGACAACAACAACACUCUCAAACACAGCUACUACGGCGACAUAUAGAAUACUCCCUAGCCAUGCUAACACGUCACACACAACUACCACGUCGGCAAACACAACAUAUACCGCCACUCUGGCUAACCCUUACAACACAUCACAUACCACUACUCCUAACACAUCACACACAACUACACCCACCUACUAUUAUACCACAAUACGCACCACUGCACGCCCAAAGCCUUUGUCCCAUAUCCCUAACCAUUCAAACACAUCGCACACACCUACAUCCCCUUACUUAGUUUACACAUCCCUCAGUGUUGAGAGCGGGUCACAGGCAACUACAUCUACUCGGCGUCAUCCCUCAACCACAUCCCUGACUGACUGGAGACCAUUGAUCGUGACGCAGAUGCAAUACAAUAAACCACCUGACCCAUCAGACAGAUCACAUAAUAAGAUAACAUUCACACAGACACACGCUGAACAAACCACUGCCUACCACGCAAACACUCAUAAGCGAUUUGUCGUUGAACCAAUAAUGCACGCAAAUGUAUAUCCAAAGCUACUGACCGUCUCCACCAGAAACACACACUGUAGCCCUGUCAUCGCGUCACAGACAGACGAGGAAAGGGACACUAGAAUGUCCAAUGCAUCAAAGGUCACUGACCUCCCAGAAUGCAUCGCUGAAAAGGAUGCAAACAAAGAAGGAGAAGAGCAGGGACACUUCGCCACAAACCUAAAACUUGGGUCUGAGCCUCAGAUACGUUCCCACACAGAACACAUUCCCUCCAGCGCAUUCCACACUCAUGCAAAUACCACAUCCACAUUCGGACUUGAUGGGCAGACAUACACAAAUGACGCUCCGCCUUCCGUCACACCACAGACACGAGCAGACCCUAAGGUCCUCAUUGCAACCCAGACGAACACUUCUGCACAUGUCAAGCCCGUCACCAAAACACCAAGCCACAGAAACACAGACUUCAGUUCCACAUCAACGCCAAACGAACACACAAGCCCCACACACCGACUCAUACCACAGGCCCGUCCAUACACCCUCACUGAUCUCCUCACACACACACCCAUAGACCCCGAGUGCUACCGCCUUCUGCCUCCAUCCCGCAUGGCUCACCUAGCCUCCUACACCCUCACCCAUCCCAAUCAGACACACCAGAUGAUCCAUCCAGUAUUUCCAUUUUUAUCGUCAAGCACCACCCCGCAGCCAUCCCAAGACGAUUCCAGGCUGGCUCACUCCCACCCGGCUGACGCAGCGCUGCUGCUGCCCCCUUCCCCACAGUGCAGCAGGCCAGCCCCGCUCCAACGGAGGCUGCAGUUUGUAGAGGCCAACCUGGCAGCCAACCAGGACAGGAUCACUACCCUUCUCAACAUCAUCCAAGACCUGGAGAUGAGCCAAGCUCUCAGCAAGGGUCGGCGAUGCUACAGGACAGGGCAGGACCUCAGGGAGUGCUCCACCUGUCAGAAGACCGCUUGUAUCGUCUACAGUGUGGAGUAUGACUUCAGGCAGCAAGAGAGACAUUUCUUGGCGGUUCUGAAUCCUCAGAAGGCUGACAACAACGCUACAACAUUUCCCCCCUCCCUGCCUCACAACCCCACCUUGCUGACGAAUGCCAUCACUAAGACCAUGACCAAGUCCAAGGUUAAAAGCAAAAAGUUGUGCAAGACGCUUUUCCGAUGGCUGCCUAGGAAAAUUCAGCAGACAAAGUCCUCCUUUCACCAACUCUCUCCAGAUCAUUUGAACUCCUAGCAUGCUAUCCAUGAGGUAUCCCCUGUAAUAUAAGAUCUGAUGUCCCUAUUACAGCAAGCAGCGCUUGUCAUCGUGGAAGACAAUGCCACUUCCUGUUCACAUGAUAGCUGUUCUGAAAUCUGAUUUGCUCCUUUAAGGCUGAUUGACACCCUACUGUCCAAUCAGGACAUAGCAUGAACAGGAUAUCCCCAAUAGUAACUAGAGACAUUUGCCCAGUCGAGCAAGAGUAUAUCAUAAGGGAAAACUUCAUUCUUCAGGUGAAAAUCAUAAACCUUCAUCCAAAGCACAUGCGAUAGUUUUGUUGAACUAGAUGAGACUUCCAAAGGUUUGCUAGAUUGCAAUCACCAUUUUUCAGAGUAAAUGUAGAUGAAAGUCCACUUAGUUAUGUUCUAUAGUGUCUUGUAGCUAAGUGUUGCCGUCCUCUUACAGUUUCCCCUGACCAGCUUAUCCCAGGGUAAAUGUACCUGCCUGAUUUUUUUGGAGAAAUAAACCAAAGCUACAGCACAUACUGUAAACAUGCUCUCUUUCAUAUGUAAGUAACAUCGCUUAUUGCUAUCCAUCUGUCUAUCUUAGCCUGUUAGUAAUUUAAUCACCUCCUCUUACAGACAGACAGACAGACAGACAGACAGACAGACAGACAGACAGACAGACAGACA
This is a messenger RNA of Oncorhynchus tshawytscha (Chinook salmon), 4928 nucleotides long. RefSeq names its product mucin-5AC-like. The transcript is spliced from 4 exons. The coding region runs from base 568 to 4272 and encodes 1234 amino acids. The record is from RefSeq and is a predicted model, not a curated record. Gene Ontology annotation, biological process: inhibitory postsynaptic potential. Lineage: Eukaryota; Metazoa; Chordata; Actinopteri; Salmoniformes; Salmonidae. Gene Ontology annotation, cellular component: postsynaptic density.